AUGGGUAUAAAUAUACGGACGAAUCAGCACAUUAAUAAUCUUGCAGUGCUUCAGGGGAAGCCAAGAAAGGAGGAUGCUCUGUCUCUUCUAAUGGAAAUGGUACAUCGGGUGUCGUAUCUUAUGAAGGAAGAAAGGUUUACGGUGGGGCAGUUAGUUGAGUUUUAUCCGAAUGAGGGUAGGCUUCUAGGGAUGAAUGUAAAUCACGGGUCUAAGAUUAUGCUUCGGUUACGUGAGGCGACAGAUGAGACUAGAUUUCUGCCGCGCGAUUCUAUUCUAGAAACUAUGUUGCAUGAGUUGACGCAUAAUUUGUUUGGUAAGCAUGAUAAGAGGUUUUAUUCUAAACUAGAUGAUCUACGUGGGAGACAGUGGGUUAUAGAGCAAAGGGGGCUGUAUGAUAGUUUCAUUGGUAAAGGAAGGGCCUUGGGUGUCAGGCCUGGAUCAAAAUUGCCUAUCAGGACAAGGCAUAUCUGUAGCAGUGCACUUGUAGGAUCAGCCAAGGGUAGUAAUAAUACACCAAGGGAAAUGGCUGCUCAAGCAGCUGAGGAAAGAGCAUAUAAUAACAGAGGGUGUGGAUAUUUGUCGGGCGUCAGUGGCUUAGAGCCUACAAGUGAGGAGUUGGAUUUUAUAGUCGUAAGUGAUGUUACUGAUGCUAAGAACGCAGAUGCUAAUAGUAAAAGGAAGAGGAUUCAUAAUGUAAUUGACGCAGAUGCAGAUGCAGAUGGUGACCUAACAAGCGUAUCUAUUGAAAGACAAGGUAGACGAAAGUUGCGUUCGCGUGGAAAGCCUGAUACAAUAAUUCUAGACGACGACGGCGACUAUAUAGAGCAUACCGGUGAUUGUUUCAGCGUCGGCGACUCAAAUGGUAGAGAGAUAAUCGACCUUACGCAUGAAUGA
Messenger RNA from Eremothecium cymbalariae DBVPG#7215, 894 nucleotides. RefSeq names its product metalloendopeptidase WSS1 (gene WSS1). The coding region runs from base 1 to 894 and encodes 297 amino acids. Lineage: Eukaryota; Fungi; Ascomycota; Saccharomycetes; Saccharomycetales; Saccharomycetaceae. The transcript has a single exon. The record is from RefSeq and is a predicted model, not a curated record.